AUGUCCUCCUCAAAUCAUACUGUGUUUGUCUGUAGCGCGACUGGCUAUCAGGGAGGUGCUCUGGCUAGAAGACUCCGCGAGAUCAGCUGGAAUGUGCAUGCAACUACACGUAACCUGAGUUCAGCUGCCGCCAUAGCUUUGAAGGAUAUGGGUGUGCAUCUUAAUGAGUGCGACUGGGACAACGCUGCUGCUCUCAAGGACAGCAUUAAGGGAUGUGACAAGCUCUUUCUGUGUCUCAUGCCGGACUGGGAUGACCCAAGCCGCGAGCUUCGUCAGUGUCAAAUUAUCCUGCAAAUCGCCAAAGAAGCUGGCGUAAAACAAGUUGUCAGUUCCACUACACUUGGUGUCUCUCAGCUUGAUGCAAACGUGCGCGUCUAUCCCGGGUCCUUCAUGGAAAAACAUAUGCUUAAUAAGAAAGCUAUUGAGAAAGCAGUCGAAGAUCACGGCUUUGAGUAUUUUACCUUCCUGCGUCCAACAUUCUUCAUGGCCAACUUCCUUAAGCCUAAGGUGAAGCGUUACAGUGAAAUCUGUGAUCAUCGUCGCUGGACCACGGCAAUGACAAAUGAGACUCAGCUGCCUAUCCUCGACCAUGUUGACAUUGCCAAAUUUGCCGUAGCCGCAUUCCAAGAUCCUGUCACGUUUUAUGGCCGUGCUAUUGGAUUGGCCAGCGACCAGAUGCGCGUUCAGGAAAUACUGGAUCUGCUUGGUGAAGCAGCAGGCCAACCAGGCUCAAUCCGAGCUAUUUUCUUGACAGAUGAGGAGACUGAGGCUCAGGAUGACGGGACGAGUUUCGCAAGCACACACAAAGUGUUGCGCACUGCUUCAGACUAUGUUGACUUAGACUUGCUUAGAGCUAUUGCGCCAUUGACAACAUUCAAGGAUUUCCUAAAACGCGAGAAAGAAGCAGUGAAACAGACUUAUACUUAG
Glarea lozoyensis ATCC 20868 is the source of this 927-nucleotide messenger RNA. RefSeq names its product NAD(P)-binding Rossmann-fold containing protein. Bases 1 to 927 code for a protein of 308 amino acids. The transcript is spliced from 2 exons. Lineage: Eukaryota; Fungi; Ascomycota; Leotiomycetes; Helotiales; Helotiaceae. The record is from RefSeq and is a predicted model, not a curated record.